CGGAGGCGGGGGGAGCUUCUCGGACGCCUGGGUCCUUUCCGCUCUUAUCCCACGCCACGCCCCCUCCUUCCCCGGACGCCUGGGUCCUCUGGUGGGUGGGGUGGGGGCUCCUCGGAUACCUGGGUUCCCCUCCCGUCCUCACCCAGCAGCCGUUCUUGUGAAAAACUCCUUUCUAAGGCCCUUGCUGGCUAUUUUGAAGUCUCUUUCUCUAUUUAUUUCAUAAAAUGUAUACACCGCUUGAGUGUAAAACAACAACCCUCAAAUCGGAUUACAGAAAGAUAAAUAAAUCAAGAAAAAUAUACAAUGGUACUUUAAAACAUACGAAAAGUCAAAAUAUUAAAACAGAUUAUAAGUAUCUGGGUGGAUUUAUCUAAAAAAUGUAUUUCACAUUUUAACAAAUGUGUUUUUAAAGAAAGGGUUUUUUGUUUUUUAGCUUUUGGUUUUGAUUACCUUCAUUAUGUGUUAUUGCUGUUUCAUCUUUGUGAAGUUUACUUUGUGUGUUUAAAUAUUUCCCUGGGGGAGGUUGAGGACUUAGGCUGCAAAAAUGGAGGCGAGGCUCUUCUGGUGGUGGCCCCUUGGAGGCUCCCACUCGUGUGGUUGUUCCUUCAUCAGUAGAGUGCAAAAUUCCUUUUGCACUUGUUGAGAACCAGGGCCCAGGAAAUCUACGAAUGCCAUAAUAAACUUUGUUCGGUGUUUAAGCUGGAGCUGCAAAAAUCUUGCCUUGAUUUCCGCUGCAACUUUGGCUACUUUUGAGCAAGUCCUAGUUGGAGAGAGAAGGUCACACAUAGAGAAAGCAAACAAGACGUCUUGUUGUUGUCCCUGGCUAAGAGUCUUCCUUUUUCUCUCCCAGGCUCCUCCUCACAUGCCUCUGGAAGAGAGCCCAGCUCACCUCAGGGGGAUUUGCUCCCAGCUCAGUGCGCACAGGAUUGCAGCCUGGGUCCUUCCUGGGGGAGUAUUCUCAGUAUAGGGCUACGAGCCAUGAUGUUUCAGCAGCCUAUUUUUAAAAUGACUUGUUGCAGAUGAAGCUGAAGCAAAAUAGGCUCUGCCCUUGGGCAGCGUACAACUUCCUGUCUCUGCUUUAAUUGUGUUGUUCCUCCAUACCUCUUUCUUGGGCUUGGACUAGAUGACCCUUGGCCUCCCUUCCAAUUCUAUGAUUCUGUUGCUGAAGUAACCUUAACACACCGUCACUCUUUUUACACCAGUUAUCCAAUGAUGAUUUAGGUUUCUUUUCAGCCUUGACCCUCUCCAUGGCAGGCCAAAAAAGACUGACACCCAGAUCCAAAAUCAGAUGGGAGCAAUGCUUCUGAAUCCCAGUUGCUGGAAACCACAGGAGGGAAGCGGGCUCUUGUGCUCGGAUCCUGCUUGCUGGUUUCCCACACAACUGGUGGGCAUCCCAUGAAGCUGCAUGUUGGAAGAUUCAGGACAGAUGAAAGGAAGCCCUUAUUCACACAGCAUGUACGGUAGUUAAGCUAUAGAACUGGCUCCCGCAGGAGGCAGUAAGGACUACCAACUUGGAUGGCUUUGAAAGAGAUACAAAUUCACAAGAGCAGGUAUUUAUGGCUACUGGCUGUGAUGGGCAUGCUGUGCCUCCCGAAUAAGAGCUGCUGGGAACUGCAGGAGUGGGGGGGUCCUACUUGUGGAGUUCCCACAAUAAGCAUCUGGUUGGCCACUCUGAGAACAGAGUGCUGGUUAGCCCCCUCCCUUGGCCUGAUCCAGCAGCCAGGCUCUCCUUAUGUUCUUAGGGAACUUCCAGUUCCAGAGGCAGUCUAUCUUGGUUCCUAGAUUCUUAGGACUAUUUGGCCACUGUGAGAACAGGAGGCUGGACUAAAUGGGUCAUUGGCCUGAUCCAGAAGGCUCUUUGAGUGCUCUUGUCCUCUGUAAACUUGCCCCAGCCUCUGUGCAGAUGCAGUAUUUAAGGAAGGGACGCAGCUUUGUGGCAGAGCAUCUGAGAGUCUGGGGUUCAGUUCCUGCUGGCGUCUCCAGGUGGGGCUCUGAAAGCAGCCUUGGAAGGAGCCACUGCUGCCAGCUAGUGUAGACAGUCCUGAUCUGGAUGAACCAGUGGUCUGACUCAGUAUAAGUCAGCUUCCUUAUUUCUUGGGGUGCAGCUGGGGUGUCACUUGCCGGCCCUGAUCCUGUUGCUUUAGGGUGCUGACUGAGCAAACAGGAUGCAGCCUGGCUGGGAGGGGGAGGAUUGUCCUGGGAGUCUUGCUCCCCUGCUUGCUCAGUCUGUCUCGACUUGAGCAAGAACUGAAGCUGACUGCACUGGAUUGCUGCAGCUGAUCGAAGUUCUGAGAAAAUUACUGCACCCUGCUCCUUUAAAAAAAAUAGGGCAGCCCAAGGCACGUUUCCUAGAAUUGUAGAAGAAGUCCGAAGGGACCUUAAGAGUCAUCUAGUCCAACCCAAUGCAGAAAUUGCGGAUGAAGAUUCAUCUGGCAAGUGGCCACCCAGCAAGCGGUCGUGCAAUGAAAAGCAACCACAGGCCCCCCUACCUGUGCCUCCAUCGCACAGCUGUGCUGAGAGCUUGUUCCAGGGAUAGAGGGAGGUACUGCUGGCACUUCAGAGGCUCACACCGCAGCCACAGUCUCUGCGUGCCAUGCUAGUCACGCUUGUGGGAGCCUGUGGUGGCACCUGGGCUUUUCCCGGGUGCAGCUGAAAGUGCCGAGAGAACCUGUUUGGCUGGAUGCCGGCCGGGGUAGGCCAAGGAGGGAAGGAGCGGAGGGGAAGUCAGUCCGUGGGCUGUGGAAGCUCCACAAACCUGCCCAAGAAAGCUGUUUCUGCACCCAGCAGCUGAGAGGCUCCUGCUCUCUGCAUUCCUAUUUAAAUGGACCACUUAUUCAGAAUCACGAGGACUGGAAUCUUGCUUUAUUUUAAAGGAGAGGACUAUAGCUGAGUGCAGUGUUAGAAAUUAGCCAGGUGCAUUUUGUCACGGGUCCAAUGGCAGGCAAUCCUGUGGAGAUCUCUGGAUGCCAGGCUGGCGACUGGGGAAAGCAAAAUGUCACUUAGAGAAGGAUCUGAAAUACUUUCCUUGAAGGUGGAAUUUGUCUUUAUUCUGGAUUGCUUUAUUUGAUGUUUUAAUGUGCUGUAAACCGCGUUGAGGUUUGUUCUUCAAAAUAUAAAGGGGUAUAGAAAUAACAACAACAAAUUUCCUUGGGGGGAAAGGCACAAGACAUUCCAUUCUGGCGACCGUAACCCAGGUUUAAGGUGCCAUUUGGUGAUUAAAUUAUAUGUUUGAGUUUCUAAUGCUGGCUGAGUGGUAGGGCACCUGCUUGGCAUGCAGAAGGUCCCGGGGUCAGCCCCCAGCAGCCUCUCCAGGCAGGGCUGAUUCCUGGUCUGAAACCUUGGAGAGCUGCUGCCAGUCAGGGUAGACGAUACUGAGGUUGGUGAUCCAAGGGCAGCUUUGUAUGUCCUCGGGUGGAUGGGGACAUAGGAGGCGGCCUCCUAUUGAGCCAGGCCAUUGGUCCAUCUAACUUAGGAUUGUCUGCCCUGACUGGCAGCAGCGGCUCUCCAGGGUUUCAGACCAGGAAUCAGCCCCCCAUGGAGACGCCGUUUGGGACUGAAGCUGCCUGGCUGCCUAUGACCUUUUCUCCCAAUUGGAGGGUGGGUGGAGUUCAGAUGUGGAGCGGAUGCCUGGCUCCCCUGUACAGUCCUUGGGUUUUCCCAGAGUGAGAUAGCCUGGCCGAGAGUGCUAAGCUGUGCUGUUCAAGGCCAGGAGAGCUCCUCACACGUUUCCUUUGAGGCCUGCUUUGAACCAGGCUGUGAACAUGUAGAGAAGUCCUUUGCACUUUGAAUGUAAGAGCCUGGCUGCUGCUGGAUCAGGCCGGGGGGGGGGGGCGCUCUAGUCCAGCCUCCUGUUCUCACAGUUCCCGACCAGAUGCCCACUAUGGGAAAUCUGCAAGCAGGGUCCAAGUGCAAGAGCAACUGGGAUUCAGGAGCAUGGCUGCCUCUCCACUAUGGAGGCAGAGCAAGGGCAUGGUGACUAGCAACCCUCGAUAGCCCUCUCCUCCAAUCUUCCAGGUUGGUGGCCCUGGCUGCCUCCUACAGGAGGGAGUUCCACAGUUUUCUCUGUCCUUUAUCCUCCAACAUUCAGCUUCAUUGGGUGCCCACCAGUUCUGGUGUCAUGAGAGCGGAAGAAAACCUUUUCUCCAGGCAUAGGGCCGAGUUUGCCUUUGCCUGCUUUUCUCUCUCUGCUUUCUUCAGGCCGUGCAUAAUCUUAUAAACUUACACCAUGUUGCCUGUCCUGUUGGAUUUGUUUUAGAUCAUUCAUGAGUGGAGCGUGGAAGUCGGACAGGGUGUUGCGUCUGGUUGAAAGGCUUUAAGGAACAAGGCUUUAAAGUGCUGAAGUUGAAAAGCUUUAAGGAACAAACAAGUCCCUGUCUUGCAUUUGCGUUGGCUUUGUUGUGGGGCAGGAUCAGACCCUGAAAUCUGCCGUCCCGAAGCUUUUCCUUUGUGAAACGCCUUGCCGACUCCCCUGUGUGCUGCUUCCAGUGUGGGGCAGCGUCUUUUGCCCACGGAGGAGCUUCUCUGCCCUUGAGCAGGAGCCUGAGGCCAGCCAGGUGGGGCAGCCCUUCACACCCAGCUUUGCCUGGGAGAUCAAAGGCCCAGCACAGCCUCUGUGCGCCUCAGAAGUGGCUCUCUGAGUUCAUGGUUUCUUGCUUGUUCAGGGUAAUCUGGAAAGUUGUCCUGGGAAGAAGAGUUUUUCCCAGGCUCCCUCCCCGAGACUCUCGUCUGGGAUGCGGCUUGGCUUUUCUUGCUAAGUGUUACAUGUGGACUCCUGGCAGCCCUCCCAUUCAUAGAAUCAUAGACUUGUAGUGUUGGAAGGGGUCCCAUGGGUCAUCUAGUCCAACCUCUGCAUUUGCUCACCUGGAAUCUCAGGAAGCUCCCUUAGACCAAAUCAUCUUACACUGGCUGGCAGCAGUGGCUCUCCAGAGUUUCAGAAGCAGGGCGCUCCCAGCCCUAUUGCCUGAAGCCUUCCUCAUGCCAAGCAGGUGCUCUGCCCAUUGAGCUGUGGUUCCCCUUCCCCCAAUCUCAGCCAGGCAGGUCAGGAUAAAUGAAUACCGUAGGCUUGCAGCCCCAUUCACAUAUUUAUUUAAGAGAUUUCUUACCCGCCCUUCACUGCAAGGUCCCAGGACGGGUUGCAGUGACAUAAUCAUUCCACUAAAAACAAGAGAGGUAGGGCAGUUCGUGGAAAGAAAUGCAAGGACUCUGAGCAAAAACAACAAAGAAGGAGGGCUGAGCCCCACACAGAAGUGAUGUCUGAGGGCAGGGUGCACAGGCAUGUCUGCCACCCAUGGCGGGACCUGACUCAGGGUGGUGCCAGAUGCACCUCUGUGGGGUGAGAGGGUCACUGCUUAGGGGCAGCAACAGAGAAGGCCCCCCGACCAUCAUUCCCUCCACUCCUGCAGCUGAUCGGAUGACCAAGAGGGUCCCCCAACUUACUUGCCCAGAUAUCUGCCCUCCGGCAGGACCAUGCCCCUGUUGCUUGGCACAAAAGCUGCUUCCGUCUUCCACCAUGCAAAAGGGCAAGAGGGGCUCAGCAUCUGAGUACCCUAGAAACCUAAAAAGAGCCUUCUGGAUCAGGCCACUGGCCUAUCUAUUCCAGCAUCCUGUUCUCACAGUGGCUGAACAGUUCCACAAGCAGGAUUUGAGAACAAGACCCCUCUCCCCGUUUGUAGUUUCCAGCAACUGGUGCUCAGAAGCCUUGCUGCCUCCAGCAAUAGAGGCAGACCAUCCAUAGCCAUUGUGGCUAGUAGCCCCUGAGCCUGAAACCCUGGAGAGCUGCUGCUAGCCAGGGCGGACAAUACCCAGCUGAAUGGACCAGUGGUCUGACUGGGUAACAGAAGGCAGCUUCCUCUGUGCUGGAUGAUACCCAGCCCCUGCUUCUGUCAGCUGAGUUGAUGUUUAGCAUUCUUUCAGCAAUGGAACAGCCUACCUCGGAAGAGGGUGGGCUCUCCUCUUUUGGAGGCUUUUAAAAUCAAGAUUAAUCAGGGAUCCUUUAGCUGCGGUUCCUGCAGUGCAGUGGGGGUUGGACUAGAUGGCCCUUGGGGUGCCUCCCAGCUGUACAGCUCUAUGCUUCCAUCAGGGCUGGACAGCAUCUGUGGCCCUCCAGGACUUGUUGGGCCGACACUGUCAUGGCUGAGCCUGGCUGCUAAGAGUUGGGAGUCCAGCAACCCCUCAGAGGGCUUUGCAGAAUCAGGCUCUUCUCCUCUUGCAACCUGUGGCUGCUUGGCUCCUCUUGGGCAAGGCCUUCACAAGGGAGUUAUUCUGCUGACUCUGUGCUGCCAAAACAGCUGAGGGAAGCAGGGCACCCACAGACCUUCCUCCAGCUGUUUUGAGGAGCUUUGUGCACAUGAACUCUUUUAGAAGACAAGGCAUUUCUAAAAUCCAUUGCCUGUGUGUGCUUCCAAGGGGGCAGGCCCUUCGGUGCCCCCCUCCUGCGCGUUCUUUGCGGAGGAUCAUUGCCAGUGCCUGGUGGAAGGGGAAGCCUGGGGGGUUUGUGCCCAGUGUGGAUGUCUUCUAAAUCCUCUGUGUCUCCAGUCAGCCCCUCCCUGGAGAUCAAGCAAGAGGUCUUGGCAAAGGCGUCUUGCUCAACUGGUGGGCCUCUCCAGGGCUGGGGUCAGGAUGAGACCUGGAGAGGUGGCCAGCUGUCAGGAAGGGCCAUAGCUCAAUGGAAGAGCAUCUGCCUCGCAAGCGGAAGGUCCCAGGUUCGAUCCCCAAGGGCGCAUGCAGUUAGGGCUGAGAGAGAAGACUCCUGCUUGAAAUCCUGGUGAGCUGCUGCUGCUAAUCAGUGCAAGCUAUACUGAGCUACAGGGUGGAUAAAAAUGAUUUUUUAAAAGUUAAAUUGGGUUAUUUUUAUAUAUAUCAGAUUUUUUUAAAAUUUAAAUUGGAUUUUUAAAACAAAAUGCUUUUGGAGGGAAAAUCUGAGAGCCAGUGUGGUGUAGUGGUAGACUCGUAAUCUGGGGAAAUGGGUUCGUGUCUCCGCUUCUCCACAUGCAGCUGCUGGGUGACCUUGGGCUAGCCACACUUCUUUGAAGUCUCUUACCCCACUCACCUCACAGAGGGUUUGUUGUGGGGGAGGAAGGGAAAGGAGAAUGUUAGCCGCUUUGAGACUCCUUCGGGUAGUGAUAAAGCGGGAUACCAAAUCCAAACUCUUCUUUCUAAAGAUAGUUUUCUAUUCAAGUUACAUUAUAGUCCCAAGGCUAUCCCAGGAAAUGAGGAUUUGUUUUAAGUUUUUCAUGUGUGCUAAACUCAGUCUUAAGUUGUGUGUUUUUUUAAUAAAAAAAUUGUUUAACCACAUCAGUUAACAAACAUGGAUACAUAUGCUAUAAUGUUAUUGUUAAGUAGUUAAAUAAAUUGUUUAAAUUGUUAUUAGGGAAAUGAUUAUUUUUCUACUUCCAAUAAAGUACAGCAGAAAAGUUGUCCAAAUAUAAACAGUUAACUUAUUAAACCUCAAAUUAUUUCAUAAUUAUCUGUCAAAGUAUUUCUAAUAGUAUAACCAAAUCAGUAAUUUUUGUAUAACUGUAAAAACUACUCUAAAAAUUAUUAUUCAAAAAAUGAAACCUUCCUCUGGUUGUAAAUAUUAAGAUUAUACCAGCAAGAAUGAGUCUUUCUGGAAAAAUAAUAAUGAUUUAAAUCAAGUCUUACUGACUAGUGAUUUAAAUCGUGAUUUAAAUCAAUUUGAUUUAAAUCAGAUCCACCCUGCUGAGCUAGAUGGGCCAGUUGGUCAGUAGAAGGUAGCAUCCUCUGUUCCUAGGUGGACCAAUCGGCCUGACUCUGCCUGAGGAAGAUGCCCGUGUUCCCAAUUGAGGACUAGAAUCUUACUUUAUUUCAAGGGGAAGAGAGUGACAGGCGGCCCUGGCCAAAGUGUGCAACAGGCGGGUGGGGCCAGGCUGCUUUGUUAGCAAGUGGCAAUUAAGGCCUUAAAGGAGGGUUUGGUGCGCUGGGUUGCGCAGUGGACGGAGAGGAAAGUAGGGCAGGGGAAUCUUGCUUGGUCUGGGCUUUUUUGUGUGUGCCACUGCCACAGCUCCCGUCGCUUCUUCCCACCCCAUGCCCUCCGGGGCUCGGGAGGCAUUCACGCUCACCCUGUGAGGCGGGCCAGGUAAUCAGCACCUUUGGGAUCUGACGCACACGCACCCAGCCCCGCCACGCCCUCCUGCCGGCUUCCUCCAACCGGUCUGUCCGCAUCGGGAAGAGAGAGGAGGAGGAGGCACUCUUAAUUGGGAAGCUGCAGCAGCAGGGCAUUGGGUGCCCCACCUGCCUGACAGGUGUCUGGGGGAAGAAGGCCAGCCGAGACUCUCUGGGAGCGAGCCCAGCGAUUAAAGGGGCCGCUUCUCCUUUUUAUUGUCCUUUUCCCUUCCCUUUUUCAGCUGCUUAUGCUCUUUGAUCUUUUGGUAGCCAGCAUCCUGGGGUUUUUCCUAAGAGCUGCAGAGAGCAUUUGCCUGCUUUUGUUUUCCUGAAUGACCCCAAGGUCCUCUCUCUAGGGCAAGGGCUCUCUCUGGGCUUGGACUUGACGCUGCGGGACGUUGACCGCUGAGAUGGUGAAGGAAACCGGGUACUACGAUGUGCUGGGAGUCAAGCCCUGCGCCACGAUGGAGGAGAUCAAGCGCGCUUACCGGCGCCUGGCGCUGAGGUACCACCCAGACAAGAACCCCAGUGAGGGGGACAGGUUCAAGCAGAUUUCCCAGGCCUAUGAGGUGCUGUCAGACCCCCACAAGAGGUCGAUGUACGACCGUGGCGGGGAGCGGGCCAUGAAGGAAGGCGGCAGGGGCGGCUUUGGACCCCCCAUGGACAUCUUUGACCUGUUUUUUGGAGGCGGGGCCCGCACCCACGGUCCCCGUGUGGAGAGGAGAGGGAAGACGGCUGUCCACCAGCUGUCGGUGACCUUGGAGGACCUGUACAAUGGUGCCACGCGGAAACUCUCCCUGCAGAAGUCUGUCAUCUGCAAGAGCUGCAACGGCCGUGGAAGCCGGGAAGGGCUGGACACGAGGUGCCCCAAGUGCCAUGGCUCUGGCGUGGAGGUCAUCGUCCACCAGCUGGGGCCCAACAUGGUCCACCACAUCCAGACGAUGUGCUCGCAGUGCAAGGGCCAGGGGGAGUGGCUGAGGGCGCUGGACCGCUGCCUGGCCUGCAACGGCAGGAAGGUCAUCCGAGAAAAGAAGAUCCUCAACGUCCACCUGGACAAAGGGAUGGCCGACCGGCAGAAGAUCACCUUCCACCAGGAAGGCGACCAGAUGCCCGGCUUUGAGCCUGGCGACGUCGUCAUCAUCCUGGACCAGAAGAUGCACCCCAUCUUCCAGCGCCAGGGCAGUGACCUCAUCAUCAAGAGGGAGGUGAGCCUGGUGGACGCUCUGUGUGGCUGUCGGCAGAUCAUCCACACCCUGGACAACAGGAAGCUGCUGGUCUCCUCACGGCCAGGGACCAUCAUUAAGCCUGGGGAGGCUAAGUGCAUCCCCAAUGAAGGGAUGCCCAUCUACCGAAAUCCAACGCAGAGGGGGAAGCUGAUCAUUCAGUUCCAGGUGAAGUUCCCGGAUCCCGGCUGGCUGCCUCCUCACCAGCUGCGCCAGCUGCAGUCCUUCUUCCCUCCCCGCGAAGAGGUGAUGGCCACCGAAGACACAGAGGAGGUGGAGCUGCGGGAGCUCUACACACAGCCCCACUUCCAGGAGAGGGGCUUCCACCACGAGGACGACUUCGAGGACCCCAUGCGCCACAACGUCCAAUGCCAUACGUCAUAGCGCUGCAGACUGAGCCCCAUGGGGCCUUCUGGCCGGGGGGUGGGGGCGCUGGGGGCUGGCGAGAGGCCUGGAGGAGCCAACGUCACUCUGCCUGCCGGCUAGGGACAGCACAGCCCCACUCCCAACCCUCCUUUUGCCCUGCUGGAUGUGCCUUCAGCCUGAGUUGAGGGGGGGGGCAAGGGCACCUCCCUGGCCUCUUCUGCCAUGGAAUUCGCCAUCAUUCCUGACCCCGUUGCCUUGUUUCCCCCAUUCUGGAAGGGGCAAAGUCUGGACAGUUUUUCAAAGUGGUUGAUGAGCCCCAGAGCACUCCAGCAGCCCAUAGGGGGUGUGGGGUGGUAGAGUAACCUGGGGGUGGCGGUCUUUCCUGGGAUGCUGGGCUAGGAGGCCAGAAAUACCUCCUGUUUUUCCCCAAUUAGUGCGGCCACAUAGCUCCCUCCCUUCCCGGGCACCUGAAAUUCAGAAUCCCGGCUGACUCUUCUUCUUUUGGUGCUUGGCCUUGGUGUGUAGAAUGAAGGGCGUCUGCAGUGGGGGGUGGGGGUGGAGUGGGUAGCAGGCCUUGUGGGUCUCCUUUGCUUUCUGAACCUGUUUGGAGACACCAUUUGCACCCUUCUCUGGGGAUUUGGCGCUCCCAUUUUCAUCGCAGGGCUGGGCUUCCCUGAAGGUGGCGGGGUCCCACUCUGGCCAUUUCUGGGCCCUCGAAACAGUCAUGCCCUCCUCCUUCCACCUGCUGCCGUCCUGCAGAGGGUUGGUACCUCCCUGCCCCGUCACCAAACAGAAGCAGGAGAGGGUCAGUUUGGCAGUGGCCAAGCCCCACAUCCCCCCUGGGCUGGGACUCCUUACUGAGGGUGCUCCAGCCCCCAAACCUUGCCCCCCCCCCACUGGCUCCUGGACUGGCUGGAGCGGACCCCCCCCCCUUUUGGGGAGAAGUGACUAUUCCCUGUGGGAUAAUUUUGUGGGUUUCCUUACUCCGAAUAACGUGUGUGUAAUUUCAAGCACCCGAAAGGUCUCACGGUGACAGCUCAUCCUUGCCACUGUCCUGAGAGGCAAGAGACUCCAUUUUACAGGCGGGUAACUGAGGCCGGUGAGAAAAGGCUCAUGGGAAGGUCUCUGCAGAAGGAUUAGGCUGUAUGUAUGUAUGUGAGGGGAAAGGCGGAUUUGGGGGUCUGUGCCCCCAUGUUUGUAAGAGGCUGGGGGCAAGGGGGUGGGGAUCAUGCAGGGCUUCUGGACUAUCUCGCUGAAUGGUGAACGAUAGAGCGUAGAUUGGGUACUGAGGGUCUAAAUCCGUAGGCAAGCAGCUCAUCAGGAAAUUGGAACUACCUGAAAACAAGUUAGGUCUGUAACUCGGUCUUUCUUUCUGUGUCCUGUUGUAGAAUAAAGAGGCAAGAUUGA
Zootoca vivipara (common lizard) is the source of this 11117-nucleotide messenger RNA. The record is from RefSeq and is a predicted model, not a curated record. Lineage: Eukaryota; Metazoa; Chordata; Lepidosauria; Squamata; Lacertidae.